CUUCUAGAGCUGAAUCUAUGUCUUAUAGUUAAGGAAGUUAUUAGUUUAAACUAAAGAUGGAAUCAGCAUUCAAGUGAGAAGCCCAAGACUGAAGCCAGCAGGCUUCUUAUGUGUACAGAGGAACCACUAUUUAUAUUUGUGAAGAGCACUUCCAGCCGAGUCAGAAAGAUCAUUUUGUUAAAAUUGGUAAUGUGAAUGGAGCCCAAGAAGCACUUGAUGUAGUGAAGAAAUGAGAAGACCCAAGCCUCCAAGAAGAAUCAAUAAUGCUAGUGAAUGAUAUUCAAAGGAGAGUGACAGAAACAUCCAAAGAGCUUGAUUCAUGCAUUGAUAAUAAUCAACUGGAAAGAUAUGAAUCAAUCGAGCAACAAAUCUUUACUAUCAUUUCGACGAUCCGAAACAGUCACCAUUUCAGAGAGUUUUGUGUGAAACAUUACUUAAGCCUUGUAUGAGAUUUCCUCUCGAUUGAUAGAAAGAAGAUUGAAAGAUUUAUCCGCAAAGGAAGGGAGCAAACCUCAUAUGAUAUCCAAUCCAUUCAGGCCAAAGAUGAGCUUGAAAAGGUUGAAGCAAAGUUUACUGAAUUUAAUGAAGGGACUAUUUCAAGCAUAAAGUUUUCCACCAAAACAGACCUAAAGAAUAUUUAUAAGCUUAUAACAGGAAAGAGUCUAACACUUAAGAAGAUAUAGAUUUGAGAUUGGGUCUUAAGUGUGCUGAAGAUGUUGAAUUUAUUAGAAAGAUCCGAGGCCAUAUUAUCCCAAAUAUUCCUAAACUAGUUAUCAAAAAUGCUCAUAUUGAUAUCAGAUUGGUAAAAGAAUUCCUUUAUUCUUUCUUCCCAGCUAAAGUAGGAAGAUUUCAUUUUAACCAUCAAGGAGAAAUGAUUAAUUAUGAUGAAUUUGCUGAUAUCAUUCUAGACAUCAACCCGAAGAUCUCCGAAGGCCUGUUUCUCUAUAAGUUUGAUCUUGGUCAAUUCCAGUUGGAGUCAUUUUUCAAACUAUCAACAAGAGUAUUAUAAAUGUAGGUUUGUGAUUUUGUAAACUUGAGUUAGAUCUAGUUCCUAAUUUCCAAUAUUCCUUAAAAUAUUCAAAGGUUCAAACAAUAAAUCUCGAUGAAUGAGGUCUUCCAGAAUUCUGAGAUUGGCAAAAUCACCCGAAAGAUUUAUAAACCUCAUCGAAGGGCUUUCAUGUAUCAAAAAUUUAAGGAAAAAUCCUAUUGAAAUCUACUUAAACAAAUGAGGGAUGUCGCAUUCCCAAGUAAGAGAGACCCUAGACAAGUUCGGAUUAGACUCCAUGAAGAUUUUGAACCAUUCGAUGUAAUUCUUAAGUUUUCAAAAAUUUAAAUUUAUUGAAAAUUUAAGCUAAAUUCUUUUUGGUCAAAUCUGGGUGGAGAUUUAGUCUAGAGGGGGUUGAGUGGUAGUCGAGGUGGUUUUGGAGGGUGUGAAGGUAAAUAUUUGGGGGAAAUUUGAAUGGGAUUCGGGUAGAGGUGUUUUAGAAGGGGUUUCUAGUGGAAGAGUUGAAGAAAUGGUUGGAAAGAUGGUUUAGAAGCGCUGGAAACAUAAUUUGGAGAGGGAAUAAGGUCUUUUUAGCAUUUCUAACUCAAUCUCAAGAGAAAUCUCAAAAGUCUGUCUCUAAUUAGUACACUUCCCAACACUCCCGACUACGCCCAAGAAACUUUUGUCUUCUCCUAGUGCAGAUAUUUUAGCUCAGCCUUCUCUUCUUGCCAAGCUUUGGCUUGGUUGAAUGCCUUCCCUGGCUUGGACUAGGCUGCCUUGGCUAGAUGUAGAAGUGGACUUAGGAGAGGGAUAACUGCAGAGCUAGAUUUUGAGAAGGGUUUGGAGUAUGGUAAAGUUCAAAUUUGUGCUUGAGG
This is a messenger RNA of Moneuplotes crassus, 1860 nucleotides long. The record is from the annotation of a GenBank genome assembly. Lineage: Eukaryota; Ciliophora; Spirotrichea; Euplotida; Euplotidae.